Molecule: messenger RNA, 752 nt
Organism: Myotis davidii
Lineage: Eukaryota; Metazoa; Chordata; Mammalia; Chiroptera; Vespertilionidae
Product: olfactory receptor 7A10
Exons: 1
Biological process (GO): G protein-coupled receptor signaling pathway
Cellular component (GO): membrane
Molecular function (GO): G protein-coupled receptor activity; olfactory receptor activity
Source: RefSeq, a predicted model, not a curated record
AUGGAAGCAGGCAAUGGUACACAAAUUUCAGAAUUUCUUCUUCUGGGACUUUCACAGGCACUGGAACUGCAGCCCCUCAUAUUUGGGCUUUUCCUCUGCAAAGUCAUCACCUAUGAAGGCUGCAUCACACAGAUGUAUUUUUUCCUAUUAUUUGGGGGAUUGGAUAACAUGAUCCUGACUGUGAUGGCCUAUGACCGGUUUGUGGCCAUCUGCCACCCACUUCACUACAUGGUCAUCAUGAACCCCCGGCUCUGUGGACUGCUGGUUCUGCUGUCCUGGAUCAUGAGUGUCCUGAAUUCCUUGCUAAAUAGCUUAAUGGUGUUGGGUCUGCGCUUCUGCUCAGACUUGGAAAUCUCCCACUUUUUCUGUGAACUCAGUCAGGUGGUCCAACUUGCCUGUUCUGAAACCUUUCUUAACAAAAUUAUAAUGUACUUUUCAGCUGGGCUUCUAGGUGGUGGUCCCUUUGCUGGGAUCCUUUACUCUUACUCUAAGAUACUUUCUUCCAUAUGUGGAAUCCCAUCAGCUCAGGGGAAGUAUAAAGCCUUUUCUACCUGUGCUUCUCACCUCUCAGUUGUCUCCUUAUUUUACGGUACUAGCCUUGGAGUACACCUCAGCUUUACUGCUACCCAAAAUGCACACUCAAGUGCAACAGCCUCGGUCAUGUACACUGUGGUCACACCCAUGCUGAAUCCCUUCAUCUACAGUCUGAGGAACAAUGACAUAAAGAGGGCCUUGCAAAGAUUCCUUGGCAG